Onychostruthus taczanowskii (white-rumped snowfinch) is the source of this 2230-nucleotide messenger RNA. Its product is annotated as nucleolar RNA helicase 2-like. The transcript has 15 exons. The record is from RefSeq and is a predicted model, not a curated record. Gene Ontology annotation, molecular function: helicase activity; RNA binding; ATP binding. Lineage: Eukaryota; Metazoa; Chordata; Aves; Passeriformes; Passeridae. Bases 57 to 2153 code for a protein of 698 amino acids.
CUGGCACUGGCAGCAGCGCUGCCGUCGCGCACCCGCCCGGGGAGCAGCCAGCAGCCAUGCCCGCCGCCGAGCCCGAGCACAGCCCCGCCGAGCCCCAGGCGCCGGCCGCCGCGGAGUCGCUGCGGCGCGGCCGCCGGAGGAAGGUCAAGCAGGAGGACACGCCGGGGAAGAACGUGAAGCAGCAGGUGAAGGCGAAGCGGCGCGGUAAGGCCGAGGCCGAGCAGGCGCAGCCCGAGGAGAGCGGGCUGGGGGACGGCGACUUCGAGCCCCCCGUGCCCAAGAAGACGAAAAAAGUCAAGGAGAAGAGCAAUGGUGUGGUAGGAGAGAGCGACGCGUCCCAGCCGGCGGUGAAAUCUGUCCCCGCGGUGGGCGGCAGUGUGACAUCCCCGGCUGCCCAGAGCGUGGCGGCCGGAGAGCAGGACAGCGACGCCGAGGAGCUGACAGAAGAAGAAAAAGAAGGCGCCUUCUCUAAUUUUCCUCUCUCACAAAACACUGUCAAGCUUCUCACAGCUCGAGGUGUAAAAUACCUGUUCCCUGUGCAAGUGAAGACUUUCCAGCCCAUAUAUGAUGGCAAAGAUGUAAUUGCUCAAGCUCGAACAGGAACUGGGAAAACCCUUUCCUUUGCCCUUCCACUGAUUGAAAAACUCCAGAGUGUCUCGCAGGAUGGGAGAAGAGGCCGUUCACCAAAAGUGCUGGUUCUUGUUCCAACCAGGGAACUGGCCAUUCAGGUAGCCAAAGACUUCAAGAAUUUCACAAAGAAACUGUCAGUUGCUUGUUUUUAUGGAGGAGCUUCAUAUAAAGAACAGAUUGAUCUCCUUAAAAGUGGCAUCGAUAUUCUGGUGGGAACUCCUGGCCGGAUCAAAGACCACAUUCAGAACAGCAAGCUGGAACUUUCCAGUGUGAAGCACGUUGUUUUGGAUGAAGUGGAUCAUAUGUUGGACAUGGGCUUUGCUGAACAAGUGGAAGAGAUCUUGGGAUCGUCCUAUAAGAAAGGCUCUGAGAACAACCCGCAGACGCUGCUGUUUUCUGCAACUUGUCCACGAUGGGUUUAUGAUGUAGCAAAAAAAUACAUGAGAGAGGAGUAUGAACAGAUUGACCUGAUUGGAAAGAAGACUCAAAGGACAGCUACAACUGUGGAACACUUGGCCAUACAGUGUCGCUCAUCUCAGAGGGCAGGAGUUCUUGGGGACAUCAUCCAGGUCUACAGUGGCACCCGUGGGCGGACCAUUGUCUUCUGUGAGACCAAAAGGGAAGCAAACGAGUUGGCUAUGAAUGCUUCUCUCAAACAGGAUGCCCAGUCCUUGCAUGGUGACAUUCCACAGAAACAGAGAGAAAUCACAUUAAAAGGCUUCAGAAGUGGUGUGUUUGAAGUGCUGAUUGCAACAAAUGUAGCUGCUCGUGGUUUGGAUAUUCCUGAGGUUGACCUUGUUAUACAGUGCUCACCACCAAAAGAUGUGGAUUCCUACAUCCAUCGCUCUGGACGCACGGGCCGAGCGGGCCGGACCGGCAUCUGCAUUUGCUUGUUUCAGAGAAGAGAAGAAGAUCGUCUGAAGCAAGUCGAGCACAAAGCGGGUAUUACCUUUAAGCGUGUAGGCAUUCCCUCUGCUGCAGAUGUAAUUAAAGCUUCAAGCAGUGAUGCCAAAAAGUUGCUGGAGGCCGUUCCUCCCUCUGCAGUGGACUACUUCAGAAAAUCAGCUGAAGAGCUGAUAGAUGAGAAGGGGGCAGUGGCUGCCCUGGCUGCAGCCCUGGCACACAUUUCUGGGGCAGCUCACAUCCAGCAGCGCUCCCUGCUCAACUCCACAGCCGGCUUUGUGACCAUGGUGUUGAAGUGCUCCAUAGAGAUGCAUACCAUGGGCUAUGCCUGGCGGGGGCUGAAGGAGCAGCUUGGGGAGGAGGUGGAUAACAAAGUGUCUGCAAUGCGUUUCCUCAAGGGGAAGAUGGGUGUGUGCUUUGAUAUCCCUGUUGAUGAGCUGAGUAAUAUACAGGAGCAGUGGAGGGACACGCGGCGCUGGCAGCUGUCGGUGGCCAGCGAGUUGCCUGAGCUGGAGGAAUAUCCCCAGGAUGCAGGACGAGGGUUCUCCAGGUUCGGGAACAGCAGGCAAGGAGACUUCAAGAGAAACGGCUGGUUCAAGAGUGGAAAUCGGGGACUUUAACAGAGCGCUCGAUUGACCUGCGCUACAGAUAAUGGGACUGAGCUGAAUUUUAUGAGGCAGUAAAAGCCUGUUACACA